Molecule: messenger RNA, 381 nt
Organism: Lycium barbarum (goji berry)
Lineage: Eukaryota; Viridiplantae; Streptophyta; Magnoliopsida; Solanales; Solanaceae
Exons: 2
Coding region: 1-381 (126 amino acids)
Source: RefSeq, a predicted model, not a curated record
AUGGCGAAUCAAGGAGGGCAGGAAGCGCGGACUUUAGGGGAGACAACAGAGAUGCUGCGAGAUAAGGUGUUGCAGAUAGAAAAACACCUCCAGGAAAUAGGAAAGAAAAUUGAGGAGGUAGACGGAUUAUUAGACCCACCAGAAGGAACAGAGCCCCAAGAAAAGAGCCCUAAGCUUUUUGAGGAAGAAGAGCCGGAGAAAGAAGAAGAGCCAAAAGAGGAAGAAAAGGAGCAGGAGGAAGAGGAGGAAGAGCCUCUGGACAUGAAAGAAAUAGGGCCUGUCGACAUAGGGGUCGAAAUAGGGGACAACACAUUUGAGAUGUUUCCCAAGUUUCAGGGAAAUAAUGCGGACGACGAAUCUGGUUAUUAUGCUCCCCACUGA